AUGGAUGGGAUUAGACAACCAGCCAUCAUCCUCACCAUCGGCGUUUCGGAAAUUUACGAGAAUGACCUGGAGAACGAUCUGUUCAAUGAGUUGCGGGGGGACCUCGAUUCUGCUCGCUUCAGCUUCUACGAAGUCUCCAACGUCAUCGCUGAAGUCGUACCCGGUGGCUUGAAAGUCUUCCCGCUGCUGAGUGAACGAAUGAAGGCGCACUGGCGCAAGAUGGCUAUCCGCAAAAUUCAUGCCGAGUGCCUUGCUGCCGAGCGAACUGCAAUCGUGGCUGGAUACUCUAAGUUGUGGCCGGGACAGUCCAAGUUGAUAUCAUUGACUCAGGACGAAACAGCCAUGUACACCCAUGUCCUCUACUUGAACGUAUCCGCGCCAGACUUCUCUUGUUAUCACCGUAAAGACACGGAGAUAAAGGAGCGGCAGUAUCGGCAGAGAGGUGCGCUGCGAAAAGCUUGCUACGAGAACGGUAUCUUGUUUUGGUCCGUAUCACCGGAGUCUGUCUUCAGCGGGAAGAUUGGGAAGGUUCCCAAGGUGAUCCUUGACUUCCAUCAGCACAUCCAUGGGCCCAAGUCAUCACGCGCUUGGGAGCGGAAGCUCGAGGACAUUGUCAAUGCCGGCUCCGUGCAGAAAGAUACAUACCUGGUAGUAGACACCGACAAGACUUUGACUGGGACCAGUACGUGCUUGAUGCUCGACCCGUGGAUGAGCAAGGAGCCAUGGGGAACAUCUCCACUGGAGACACUGUUCAGCGGUCCCUUAGGCUACAUCGAUGCUGCCUUCCGACAGGCUGCGCUAUUCUACGAGGAGGUCGUAGGUUUCAAUGAUCUCUGCGACGACUUCAAAAUCAUCGUCCAACCCGACUUCAUUUCAUUCUUGCGGCGGAUGGCAAAGGAGGGAGACGUGGGCAUAGUCUUUUGUGACUCCUCGGCAACGGCCCUUCCCUCGAAGAUUGUGUCCUCACCCUCCGAGAAACCCCAAAUAGUCGAGCGUUUGCGGAAAUUCCAUCGCAUGUAUGUCUGGGCUUUGGGAGAUACCGCAUUUGAUCUGCCUAUGCUGAAGCAGGCAGACCGUGCGAUCGUCAUGGUGGGCGAGGAGAAGGAGCGGUGCAAAUUGACGGACCAACGAUUGCCGUGGGCCAUUGAGGGCGAAGGCCUCGAGGCGUGUCAGAUCUUACUGCCCAAGACCGUGACCCCUUGGCUUGAUACCACGAAGCUCCCAAUAGUCGACAUCGACGAUCCCAAACUCAUCGCCAGAAAUAAGCAUGCGGUGAAAUUGCUCGCCGGGUUCGGGCUCACGGGGUCGGCACAGUACGAGGCCUAUCGUCGCAUAGGAUGGUACCUCGCGACCGAGUACUUGGCAGCGAUCAUAGGAACCGACUACGUUGAAGGGACAAAGGAGUACCGUUUCCCCCACGAGGAGGAGACGUGGGUCGUCGCUGUGGUGAGCUGGGCGGAGGUCUUAGCGAAAAACAUGGCGAAAGGUGUUCUCCAGGCGAUGCCGCGAGCCACCUUGGUGCGUGCCUCCACUACCCAUUCUAUCGCGGAGAACAACUCGAGCACAAAUAGACGAACUAUAGUGUUUGUCGACGCCCACAUGAACUCCGGGGUGACUAUUGAGAUGCACGUACUCUCUGCUCGGGCCAGAUAUCCGCACGCUCGCAUCGUGAUAGUUGCCGGUGUCGUCCGAGCUCCGGCACUCUCGAGAUUCCGUGGACUUGGAGACAAGUAUGAAGAAACGUCGACACUGGUAUUCGGCUCUCCGACACCUGGUGGUAUGAUUGGGCCAUGGGGUCACCUCUUGAUCACGGCUCGAGGCGGCGGCGGCGGCGACGAGAUCUGA
Molecule: messenger RNA, 1845 nt
Organism: Anthostomella pinea
Lineage: Eukaryota; Fungi; Ascomycota; Sordariomycetes; Xylariales; Xylariaceae
Source: the annotation of a GenBank genome assembly